AUGGCAACUGUAGAGUCUCUCUUGCUUGGAUCUGGAACAAGUCACCCUCCAUCCUCUGCCUUCAACCCAAAGGCAAAGGCAGCUGCUGCCUUCCCUGAAACUGCUCCUGGCUUAAACCCAAGGGCAAUCAUGUCUUUUGCACAAGAUCUGGAACAAGUCACCCUCUUCAUCCUCAUCAUUGAAGUUGAAUUGAUGAAAUAUUGUGAGGGUUUCAAGUAUGCUGCCAAAUCAAGGGCAAAGAUUCAGAAGAAAGAGGGGAUUCCAUGGCAUCAACAGAUUUUGAUCAUUGAUGGAAAGAUCCUCGAGGAUGAGGUGGUGGUGAGCCCUCCUUUUGUGUUUCUUACCUCUGUUAAAAGUGAAUUGAGGCCUGAAAUCCAAGUUGCAGCUCAAAAUUGUUGGGUUAAGAAGGGUGGUGCAUUCACCGGUGAGGUUAGUGCUGAGAUGCUUGCCAAUUUGGGUGUCCCUUGGGUCAUCCUAGGUCACUCUGAAAGGAGAGCCCUAUUGAAUGAAACUAAUGAGUUUGUUGGAGACAAGGUUGCAUACGCACUAUCUCAAGGUUUGAAGGUUAUUGCUUGUGUUGGGGAGACUCUUGAGCAACGAGAAGCUGGAACCACCAUGGAAGUUGUUGCUGCACAAACCAAAGCAAUUGCUGGUAAUUAUUUUAAAACUAAACUUGCUUCUACUGUAUGUCAAAAAUCAAAAAUCUUGUUUUAUCUUUGAUAUAAUAAGUAACUUGCACACAAAAGUUAUGAUUUUGGU
Lactuca sativa (garden lettuce) is the source of this 759-nucleotide messenger RNA. Lineage: Eukaryota; Viridiplantae; Streptophyta; Magnoliopsida; Asterales; Asteraceae. The record is from RefSeq and is a predicted model, not a curated record.